Molecule: messenger RNA, 3493 nt
Organism: Taeniopygia guttata (zebra finch)
Lineage: Eukaryota; Metazoa; Chordata; Aves; Passeriformes; Estrildidae
Gene: SKAP2
Product: src kinase associated phosphoprotein 2
Cellular component (GO): plasma membrane; cytoplasm
Molecular function (GO): protein binding
Source: RefSeq, a predicted model, not a curated record
CCCCGCCCCCCGCGGUUCGCGGCCGGGCCGCUCUGGCCGGGGGCGUGGCCUCCGCUUCCUCGCCGCCGGGGCCGGGGCCGGGCCGGUGUGAGCCCUCGAGCCCCGCCCGCCGGGUGUCCCCGGCCGCCCCCGCCGCACGCACCAUGUCCGACGCUCCCGGCGUCCCCGGGGACGUCUGCAGCCUCUUGGCAGAUGUUGAAACAUUUGUUUCCCAAGAACUAAAAGGAGAAAAUCUAUCCAAGAAAGCAAAAGAAAGGAGAGAAGUUCUUCUUAAGAAGAUAAAGGAUAUUAAGGCAAGCUAUCCUGAAGAAUUCCCGGAGAAAGAGCUGGAAGAUGAGGAAGAGUCUGAGAACUCUCUUUCUUCGCCUCCUGAUAGCGUCUCAAUAGCAUCUGACCGGUAUGAUAAAGAGGAUGAAGCACCUUCUGAUGGGAAUCAGUUUCCUCCUGUUGCAGCUCAGGAUCUUCAGUUUGUUUUGAAGGCUGGAUACCUGGAAAAACGUAGAAAAGACCACAGUUUUCUUGGCUUUGAAUGGCAGAAACGUUGGUGUGCUAUCAGCAAGACUGUCUUCUAUUACUAUGGAAGCGACAAAGACAAACAACAGAAAGGUGAAUUUGCCUUAGAGGGCUACACCAUCAGAAUGAAUAAUAGCCUUCGGAAGGAUGCAAAGAAAGAUUGUUGUUUUGAAAUCUCUGCUCCAGAUAAGCGCAUUUAUCAGUUUACAGCUGCCACUCCCAAAGAAGCAGAGGAAUGGGUACAGCAAGUCCAAUUUGUAAUUCAAGAUACGGGAUCUAAUGCUAUUCCUGAGGAGGAGGAAUAUGAUGAUGUUGGACAAGCGAACAGUGAACCAAUAGAUGAUAGCAUUUAUGAAGAAGUUAAAGAAGAACGUCUUUCCUCAAAAGCUGAAGUGCCAAGCAAUGAGAGCCAGGAGGAAGUUACCACUGUUUCAGAUAGCGAAAAUACCGAUUAUGCCAAUUUCUAUCAAGGUUUGUGGGACUGCACAGGAGAUGAAAGUGAUGAGUUGACAUUUAAACGUGGUGAUGUUAUCUACAUUAUCAGCAAGGAGUACAAUAGAUUUGGCUGGUGGGUAGGAGAAAUGAAGGGAACCAUUGGCUUGGUGCCUAAAGCCUACAUAAUGGAGAUGUAUGAUAUUUGAGAGGCCUGGGAGAAAUCUGCACUUGAAAUGAAGAGUGGCGUGCAGCUGCAGUUUACAGACCCAGCCUCUGGAAGAAGAUUCUGCUGUAUGUGUUUUGCGGUUUCAGCGAAUGUAGUCAGAUCGUUGCCUCGUGUAUAUUAAACAUUAUAAACUGUAAUUGAUCAUAACUUUAUGGAAAUGUUCUUUUUAGCCACUUUUUAUACAAUUGUAAUGCCAGGAAAUUAAUAGAUGGUAAUUAACAUACGGGGCACAAGCAGCCAUAUAGUGCCUGUUGCUCUUUUUUUAACAUGCUAGCAGCACUCUGUAUAGCUGUAGGUUUGUGUUCUCUCAGGGAAUUUUGCUAUCUUUUCCUAUUUUGAAGAUUCAGAAAAAUUAAGCAGAGCUUUGAGGGUAAACUACUGCAUGCAUUAACCUUUUAAUGCUCACUGUACAGCUUGUGCAGAAAGUUGAAGGAAAUUUAUGUAUAAUUUUUCAAGUCUUGGAAACAGACGUUUUUAAGUUAUGCUUUAGCCAAUGAUGUAUUUUACUCAUAUAUUUAGUAUUGUAUUGUUAAUUACUAUUUUGUUGACACACAAUGAAGACUUGAUUAUUUUGCUGGUGUAAUAAUGGGCCUGUGUGGUAAUACUGCCCUGGUACCAUUCUGACUUGGACAAGGUAAUUAUAUGAAAAUUUGUGAAAAUAUAUUAAAUCCUACAAUUUUUGUUAAGUCAACACAAGCUAAAUUGCUGGUAAAAAUAUUUUUGUCCAUGGUAGUGUGGAAUAUUUAUCUGUACCUUACAGACACUUCUGCAGAGUCAAAUCUGGAUACCUUGCUGGUAUGUGGAAUUCUGAUAUAGGUUACGCAACAGAGAUCUUCAUCUUUACCCUGUAUGGAUUAGCAACAGCUACCUGCAUUCUUGUGUCAUAGCCAGACCUUUGGCUAAUCAAAAACAUUGAUUGAAACAUAAAAAAGUACACUAAAAUACUACCACUUGUGGACAAGUGGUUGGGCAAGUCAGAGUUAAAACUUUACAUACUCUUCUUUUGGACAUGUACUUUACCAUUAGCAUGCAAGAUCAACUUUUUGGGUCCUCCCAGACAGUUGAUUUGCGAGACCCUUAAUCUGCCAACGAGGCAGGUCAGGCCAGGCUGUGAGUUGCUGAGCCUGUGCAGGUCCCUGUGUAGUUGCUUGUGCUGUUUAUGCUUACAGGCAGACCCCACGAACAUGUGGGUUAAAAGGAAACGUUAGUCUGAACUUGGAAUUUGGAUCCUUUCAGUGAAUUAAGAUGUUGUGCUGUGUGUUAGCUAAUGUAUGGUACUUGCUGGUACACUGAAUUCUAAUAGGCGUCAAACGGGACCGAGUUUUGUUGUAAUUUUUUAAAGAGAUAGUCAUUGGAAUUGAUUCUAUGUGUUAUCAGCGAAGCAUUAAAAUGAUAGAUUAUAGUCUUCAGAUCUUUUACUACUUUAAUUUGUCAAGUGUACUGGUGGAUUGUGUACAGAAUGUGAAGCGUUAAUAGCGGGGCUGGAAACGCUCCUUCUCCCUUGUUAACAUGGCAGCGCCAUAAAUCUGCCCACCGAAAUAGUUUUUUAUUAAUCACAGAAUUCCGAAUCCCACCACCGGCACCAUGUACUUUUUAGGGAAUGAGCCCUCCCCCGCUCCUGAGGCGCGGGGGGGCGGCGCGGCCCCUGCGCUGCGCGGGCGCGGCGCUGGGGGGCAGCAGAUUUUCGUGGGACGGGCGGGGGCGGUCCCGCUGCCGGCCCGCGCCCCUUCCCCCUGCGCGCCCUCCCGGCCGCUUCUGCUCUUCUUCCAGGAGAGGGAGUCCUCACCCAAGCGAUGGGCGCAGAGCUGCCCGGCGCGGCCUCUUCUGGGCGGCGACAACCGGAGACAGCAAGUGGCUUUUGUCUGUAGUUCUCUUUUAGGGCUUCCCCCUUUUCAUACUUACUGCUAGGGGAGAGUAAAUAAACUGCCUUAAGUUCAAAACGUGAAAGAUGUCCUGAAACUCAUUGGUAAUGUCUCAGAAAAAAAAACAGCGAUGGACCACGGAUGAACGGUUUACUUUAAAUCUGUGUGAAUACCAUAACCUUUUUUGGAUAAGGAAAUUUCAGUCAAUACAACUUAAACGAAACUCAGGUAGAAGAUGAUAAUAGCUUAAUUUUCUUUGUUCACUUAGAUUGUGCUUGCCUUUCUGUGAACGAUGAGAGAGCAGAUUUUUAAAAGCUGAUUGUAACUCUCACAUUGUACGGUGUUUUACUUGAUUAUUUGCUGUGUUCUGGAUUUGUAUGGUACUGCCAUUAGAUCUUAUAAUAAUGUUCUACUCUGCAAAUUUUUAAGGUUCAAAUAAAGUUUAAUUGUUUGCAAA